UUUUAGCAAGGUUUUUUUUUUCCCAGUUUACAGCUGGAACUAUAUACAAACAUCUACAUACUGAAGAGCGACUGCUGAGCUGAAGGAUUGUUGUUUUCAAAGAAGAGCAAAAGGAUCAAUUUGAAGGAUCUCAUGACAAGUUACAGCAACGGAGGAUUCUUCAACCCUGCCUACCAUGACAGCGAGACUCUGGAAAUUGAUAGAAGCAAAACCCACCACACUAACCCCUAUGCCAGGGAGGACGCACAUUACUCGUUGACAGGUCAGACCAGGAGCGAUGAUGCUUCAGGGAGAGUACCAUGGGGGGGCUGGCAGGAGGAGAGCUGGAGGGGGAGAGAGAGCAUCCCCAUGGGCCUCAUCUCAACGCGCCCCGGGAGUCCUUCAUGGCAGCAUGACCUCAAUCACAGUACGUUCCAAAUCCCCCCUGCCUCUCAGUUUGAUCGACCGCCUUCUGUUCUUCCUUCUACAAUGUCAGGUAACAUGACAAUGAGAUGGAGGGGAAUUGCAAUGAGGAGGAUGAGCAUGUUUCCUAACACAGAUCCUACCCAUCUAGCUUUCACAGAGAAUGCCAUCAGGGACGAGAUGGAGGAUGAGGAACAGAACCUGGUCAAGGAACUUGUUGCCCUGUCAACACGAGACCGAAUUCGGGCCAUUCGAGACCUUGCAAUGAGCUUUGAAGAGAAGAAACACAUCAGGAGCCAAGUACUGGCAUUCAAGUCUGCUAAGCAAUCUCGCCAGUUCACAUGUUUUGCAGACUGCUCUGAGAAUGUGUCAUUGUCCUUACGCAGGUGCGGCUACAGCAUAAGGUCAGCCAGGCAGACCCUGGAGGUGUGGCAAGGCAUCAUGAAAGAGAUAGGAGGCAAGUUUGGCACCAGCGUCCUUUCCUAUUUCCUGUUCCUCAAGUGGCUGCUCAUGUUCAACAUUUUCUCCUUCCUGAUCAACUUUGGCUUCAUCACCAUCCCGCUGCUUGUUUACGACCCCUCACCCAACAUACCUCCGAAUGUGAGCUUCAGAGGACUGGAGAUACUGACUGGGGCUGGUUACUUCAACUACACUGUCAUGUACUAUGGUGGCUACAGCAAUGAAACCCUGAUGGGUCUGGUGGACUACAACAUGCAGUUGGCCUAUUUCUUCACCAUUGCUGUCUACAUGGUGCUGUGUGGAAUUGCACUUAUCUUCAGCAUGGCCAGCUCAUUCAAGGAAAACUAUGUACUAGCAGACGCAGUUUCAAACAGUGCAUGGCAGCUUCUGUGCAGCUGGGAUUUUAGCAUUACCAAUGAGAGAGCAGUGAGACAGCGUAAGAACAACCUACGUGUCCAACUCAAGGAGUCUUUGUCAGAGAGGGCCCAGAGGGAGCUGCUAACCCUCUCUGAAAAGCUGAAGCACUUUGGGGUUCAUCUGGGUUCCUGGCUCCUCUCCACCGGUUUGGCUGUUGGCUGUGGAGCUAGCAUCUAUUAUCUCUGCCAAUAUGAACAGCAGCAAACAACAGAUGCUGCCAACUGGUCUCUGCUUCGAGAGGCAGAGACUCUCCUGGUCCCCUUUGUGGUGUCUCUGAUGAACCUGGUUGUGCCGCUCUUCUACUCCCUCUUCAACAAGUUUGAGCACUACUCCAGCCUGCGCGGACAGAUCUACGCUCUGGUAGUCAGAAAUGUGUUACUCAAGAUGUCCAUUCUGGCUGUCUUGUGUUACUACUGGAUGAAUGUGGUGGCUGAGAAGUUUUCGUGUUGGGAGUCCAUGGUGGGACAGGCUUUGUACCGUCUGGUCAUUGUUGAUUUCCUUUUUCUAAUGUUGGGAUCCUUCUUUGGAGAGUUUCUUAGCAAUGUGAUUGGGACCAGAUUGUUACCACGUCUGGGGGUCCCAGAGUUUGACGUAGCUAGAAAUGUUCUUGAACUGAUCUACGCACAGACGCUGGCCUGGAUUGGAAUCUACUUCUCUCCUCUGCUGCCUGCCAUCCAGAUCCUCAAAUUUUUCAUCUUGUUUUACUUAAAGAAGGUCAGCCUGACCCAGAACUGCCAGCCCCCACGGCGGACAGGCAGAGCAGCUCAGAUGCAAACCAUCUUCAUCGCCCUCCUCUUCUUCCCUUUCUUUGUGGGAGCCCUGUCCAUUGUUGCAUACACUGCCUGGAGGCUAACUCCCUCAGAGCAGUGUGGUCCUUUUCGGGGACUCAACAGUACCUUCAGUGUGGUGGGAGUCUGGAUAGAUGACCUGCAGGAGAUCCCUGCUUCUCAGUGGGUUGUAUGGAUCUACCAAAAUGUCAUCAGAAGUGAAAUCUUCUACUUUCUUAUCACACUCAUCAUCAUAAUCAUUAUAUACAUCUUCUGGCAAGUCACUCAGGGCCGCAAGCAGCUUAUUGGUCAACUGAGACAACAGAUUGUUAACGAGGGGAAAGACAAGUCCUUCUUGUUGGACAAGCUCCAGAACCUCCAGAAAUCUAACCCAAAAUACAAACAGAAGAAUCAAAAAAAGCACACCAACCGGCGUUUAGAUGACCACUCUACGGGCGGUCAGUCCAACUCAAACGCCAUGGUUCAGGCCUUACUCGCUCGCCAGCGGCUCGAAGAGGAGGAGGAGAGAGGCAGAGCAGGUGGAGUGCCCGUUCCGUCCGACAUCUCCACCUCCAGCGCUCUGGUUCAGGCCAUGUUGGCCCGUCAGAGAGCUGACAACCAGGAUGAAGAUUUUGACCGGAUGCCUGUUAAACGCCCGUCAUCCUCCAGCGCACUCACACAGGCCAUGCAAGCCAGACAAAGAGCAGAGGGGGACGGAGCAGAUGAUAUAGAUGACCUGCCAUCUUCUGUGUCGAGUGUUAUGAUGCAAGUCAUGCAAGCCAGGCAGAGAGCUGAGGAAGAGGACAAGAUUCAACAGGUCCCCACACAAAACUCAGCGCCCGCAGGCUCCAGCGCUCUCAUACAGGCCAUGUUGGCCCGGCAGCAGGCCCAGAAUGAGUAUGAUGACGGUUACUGAACAAAGGGGUCUGACUUCAUCUUACCACGGAGCGAGGAACGGAAAAGAAUAAUAGAAUGGAUUUUUUUAAGAUAACUGAAAUCACACUUGUCAGUUUAUGAUUUGUGUUGCCACCCAUAGAUGGAUUAGUAUCAGUUAAAAGUACAGAUCUGGGGGUGCUUUUUUUCUCAAUUGCAAUACAUUCAGUCCUGCUGUACACGCAAAAGAAUAGAGUACUGAAAUAGGUACUGCAGCAGGGCGGGGAGAGAGUGCAGGUCCACCUCUUCAUGCACCUUUUUAAGGAAUAUAUUUAUGUUUUUAUGAUAGUAUAUAUGAUAAAUAAGUAUAUGAUGGCCUGAUCUUGUGCCAUUUAUAAUUUAAUUUGCAUCAUAAACACCAGUUGUACUGUAUAUAUAUAUUCUCUGUGAAAUGUAGAUGAACUCCA
Morone saxatilis (striped sea-bass) is the source of this 3385-nucleotide messenger RNA. It is a transcript of the gene tmc5, whose product is annotated as transmembrane channel like 5. Gene Ontology annotation, cellular component: plasma membrane. NCBI's taxonomy places the organism in Eukaryota, Metazoa, Chordata, Actinopteri, Moronidae. Bases 133 to 2961 code for a protein of 942 amino acids. Gene Ontology annotation, molecular function: mechanosensitive monoatomic ion channel activity. The record is from RefSeq and is a predicted model, not a curated record. The transcript is spliced from 20 exons.